This is a messenger RNA of Hyalella azteca, 1688 nucleotides long. RefSeq names its product mitochondrial import inner membrane translocase subunit TIM44. Gene Ontology annotation, cellular component: mitochondrial inner membrane. Gene Ontology annotation, biological process: protein import into mitochondrial matrix. NCBI's taxonomy places the organism in Eukaryota, Metazoa, Arthropoda, Malacostraca, Amphipoda, Hyalellidae. The transcript is spliced from 10 exons. Gene Ontology annotation, molecular function: protein-folding chaperone binding. The coding region runs from base 180 to 1604 and encodes 474 amino acids. The record is from RefSeq and is a predicted model, not a curated record.
GAUGUCAAUAUAGGAAACACAAUAAUUAUUGUACAUGAUAAAUAUUGGUUGAAAAAUGUCAUACUUAAAUAAAAGUAGCAUUUUCAAGUUGUAGCAUUAAAUUAUUUUGCUAAUUAUCAAUUUGUAUGUUAUUUUAAUAGUUUUUUUGUUUAUUAAAACAAAUUUUUUAAACAGCAAUAAUGACUCACAAUUUUUUGAGGCUACUCAACAGGACUUCUCAGGCCCACUGUGUUUAUGAGCAGCAGCAGAGACUGGCUCGUUCAUCUCUGGUUGAUUUGUGCCACAGAAGAUGUUAUGCAAGGUAUAUCUACAGUGCCCAGGAUGGGCCAAGUGUACAGCAAUUUGGAGCCCAUUCCCCUGGGUGGCCCUUUGUCAGUGGUCCUAGUCGUUCAUAUUCUACACCACAGCGCUCGGGAUCCUUUUUUGGACGGAUGCUCGACAACUUACGAGAUGAAGCCAAAAAGAACAGCGACAUGAAAAGAAGUAUAGAAAACUUUAAAAAAGAUAUGGAAGAAUUGAAUAAAUCAGAGACUGUUAUGAAAGCAAGGGAAAAAUAUCAAAAGAUAGAAGAAGAAACUGCUGAAGGGAGUCGAAAGGCGCGGCAGACCUUGGAACAAAUCAAGCACAGAGUGUCCAAGACUGUAGAAGAAGCCCAGAACAAUGAAAUGCUACAAAAAGCUAGCAAGAUGUCAGAAGACGCGCGGGAGCGUGUAGCGCAGAUGGGCAGCCGCAUAUCGCAGACUGGCGAGAGUCUCUCCAAAACGCGCGGCGCUCAAACGGUGCGGCAGAUGACGUACGAGAUGGCGCAGGAGCUGCGCGCCAGCGAGCUCUCUGGCUCACGUACGAAGGUCUACAGGCCGCCUUCUGUACUCAGGAUGCGAACUGGAGUGAACCCUGAAGCAGAGCAGCGGAUUUUUGAGGCAAACACUGACGCGACUGGCGUGGUUCUUCACAAAGACUCGCGCUUCAGCCAGAGCUGGCAGAACUUCCGUGACAACAAUCCUUACGUGAACCGUGUCAUGGAGUGGAAGAACCGACUCGAUGAGAGUGACCACGUCAUCGUGCGCGCCACAUAUGUUGUCAAGGAAAAGAUAACGGAGAUACUCGGGCCGAUGUUCAACAGCACCGACCUGUCCAAAACCCUGACCGAGAUCUGCAAGAUGGACCCUGACUUCACCAAGGAGGCUUUCAUGCUCGAGCUCGAGUACGAUAUCUUGCCCAAUAUUCUAGAGGCCAUGUUUCAACCCAACCUCAAGAUCCUCGAAGACUGGUCGUACGAGCGCGCCUACUCCAUCGUUGCUGCCGAGGUGAAGCAGAAUGCCAUUCUGGGACACCACAGGAAAAUAAACGUGCUCGAGUUGGACAACUUAGAACUGAUGAUGGGCAAGGUGUUGGACGAGGGACCGGUCCUGGCGUUCAUGUUCAGGGUGCAGCUCAUCGACUGCACAUACAACUCCCAAGGCGAGAUCGUGGCUGGGGACAAGGACUCGGUGGUGCGGCGACAGUAUGUGAUGGUCUUCUGCCGUGACCAGGCCGAGCUAAACCCUCGCGCAGCCUGGAAGCUUCUCGAGUUCACGUACAGUUCUGCCACACAACUUGUAUAAAUUUGUUGAGUACGAGCCUCUCUCCCCUUUACAUAUUAUCUCUACAGCUGUUGAAGGGCAUCAAAAUAAACGAGUCGUUAGGAA